Molecule: messenger RNA, 1920 nt
Organism: Xyrauchen texanus (razorback sucker)
Lineage: Eukaryota; Metazoa; Chordata; Actinopteri; Cypriniformes; Catostomidae
Product: guanine nucleotide-binding protein subunit beta-5a-like
Exons: 11
Coding region: 134-1204 (356 amino acids)
Biological process (GO): G protein-coupled dopamine receptor signaling pathway; G protein-coupled receptor signaling pathway
Cellular component (GO): heterotrimeric G-protein complex; cytoplasm
Molecular function (GO): protein binding; signaling receptor complex adaptor activity
Source: RefSeq, a predicted model, not a curated record
UUCAUCCUUUAUGACGUCACGCAAGCAGCAUCAUCCGUUCGCUCCGUCUCCAGGCUCUCCUCUCCUCCGUCUCUCCGGUGUCCUCGAACCAGAAAAAUACACCUCUCCGUGAGCCGUGUGUUUUCUCGUGGAAAUGGCCGAACUGGAGGAGAUGGCCGCGCAGCCUGGCGACUGUCUGGCGACGCUGAAAACCGAAUCGGAGUCGCUGAAGAUAAAACUGGAGGAGGAGAGAGCCAAACUGCACGAUGUCGAGCUGCAUCAAGUGGCGGAUAAGAUGGAUGCUUUGGGUCAGUUUGUCAUGAAGACCAGACGAACCCUGAAAGGCCACGGGAAUAAAGUGCUGUGUAUGGACUGGUGUAAAGACAAGAGGAGAAUCGUCAGUUCAUCUCAGGACGGAAAGGUGAUUGUAUGGGAUGCAUUUACAACAAAUAAGGAGCAUGCAGUGACCAUGCCCUGCACAUGGGUCAUGGCCUGUGCUUAUGCCCCCUCUGGAUGUGCAGUAGCUUGCGGUGGGCUGGACAACAAGUGCUCUGUAUACCCUCUAUCCCUGGACAAGAACGAGAACCUUGCAGCCAAGAAGAAAUCAGUGGCCAUGCACACAAACUACCUGUCUGCAUGCUGCUUCACCAACUCAGAUAUGCAGAUCUUGACAUCAAGUGGCGAUGGCACAUGUGCUCUGUGGGACGUGGAGAGCGGUCAGAUGCUGCAGAGUUUCCACGGACAUGCGGCUGAUGUGUUGUGUCUGGAUCUUGCCCCCUCUGAGACAGGAAACACCUUUGUGUCAGGGGGCUGUGACAAGAAGGCAUGUGUGUGGGACAUGCGCACGGGACAGUGUGUCCAGUCUUUUGAGACUCAUGAAUCGGACGUAAACAGUGUGCGGUACUAUCCAAGCGGAGACGCUUUCGCUUCAGGCUCUGACGACUCCACCUGUCGUCUCUAUGAUCUGAGGGCAGACAGAGAGGUGGCCAUUUAUUCAAAAGAAAGCAUCAUAUUUGGGGCAUCUAGUGUGGACUUCUCCCUCAGUGGGAGACUACUGUUUGGUGGCUACAAUGACUACACGAUCAACGUUUGGGACGUUUUAAAGGGAACCCGCGUGUCCAUCUUGUUUGGACAUGAGAACAGAGUCAGCACCCUUCGAGUUUCACCGGACGGAACAGCUUUCUGCUCAGGAUCCUGGGAUCAUACAUUACGAAUCUGGGCCUGAAUCUGGAACAUCAUCCUGCCUUUUAGCUUCAGCAAUAUCAGAUUGCUUGACUUUAUGACCGUCGCUGGAAUCCAUGAUAACCACAGACUCUAAUAGUGUGUUGAGUGCAGUAGAGUUUAUGAUAUUGAGGGACUGUAGUGCAUCCAAAUAGUCAAACCCGAACAGAAUCCCGCCUUUAGUGAGCACAAUCGCUCAGUUCACCAUGUGCUUGGUAUUGUGGGACUUUUAGCGUUAAUGUGGCCUCUAUUUCUAUGGCAGCAACUACUCCUCUACACUAGUAUACUACUUCAAUACUAUAUAUGUACUGUAUAAACAUGUGGAUGCAUUCAAUCUAGAACAUAUGUAUUUAGUUCAGGUACGAAUUGAUUUUAACUACUGGUAUUCAUCUAAAUAUAGAUAUAGAUAUAUAUAUUACAUUCCUUAUUGUUUAGGUCUUUGCAUGAGGCUGUCAGCUGAACAGAGACCAGAUUAUUAUUAACCCCUAUACUUAUAAAGCAUAUUGAAUGAGUGAAACAGAGGCAGAUGUUAGUGAUACUGUUUAUCGGACACUAUAUCUGGUUAGCAAGCUAACCGUGUUAUGCUCUAUCGCUCAUUAUAGUCUGCCUGUCACUCAGUUAUUAUGGCACUAGUUGUUUCUUACUAUAGCGAAGUGUAUAUACUAUUAUAUCAUAUAGAAUGUCACAACAACACAGAUAUCCCCACACUUAAUAAAUGGA